Trichobilharzia szidati is the source of this 994-nucleotide messenger RNA. NCBI's taxonomy places the organism in Eukaryota, Metazoa, Platyhelminthes, Trematoda, Strigeidida, Schistosomatidae. The record is from the annotation of a GenBank genome assembly.
AUGCAGUGCUUGGCAUCGCAUCCAGAAACCAGGAAGGAGUUUCUGAAGGCCAACAUACCUCUGUACCUGUAUACGUUUUUGAAUACAAAUAAUCAAACGCGUCCAUUCGAGUACUUAAGGUUGACUAGCCUUGGAGUGAUUGGUGCACUUGUUAAAACGGAUGAACCAGAGGUCAUAGCAUUUCUCCUGGGGUCGGAAAUUAUACCUCUUUGUCUGGUAAUCAUGGAGUCAGGAAGUGAACUGAGUAGAACUGUGGCGACCUUCAUUAUGCAGAAGCUUCUUUUGGAUGAAGUCGGCCUGGCGUACAUCUGUCAAACUUAUGAGCGUUUCGCUCACGUAGCUACUGUUUUGGAAAAAAUUGUGAUCGACUUGGCUAGAGAGCAGUCAUUACGCCUUUUGAAACACGUGAUUCGGUGCUACCUACGUCUUUCAGAUGAUUCGCGGUAAGUGUUUUCAGCCUAACAAGCAGGGUUAUGCUUACAUUGAAAAAUGUCGUGUAAUCAUUUAAAGUACAGAACUAUAGUACAGUACUAUACGUUUCUUGUACCCGUUUUCUGCAUAAUAUUGUUAGGACGGACAACAUAAUGUCAGCGAUAAAGUCAUGGUUGAAGCAAUCUAUGGGAUAUUUGAUUGGUUGCAGGAUUUCGUCAUGCACUGACAUUGGUUAGAGAAGCAUUGGAACACCUGGGAGUACUAGACAGCUGUUUCGUCCUGUUGUGGUUGUUGUUUUUGCCGCAGUUGUCUCAAUUGAAUCUGACUUCUGUGUGUCUACUCAGUGUGGCGGACAUUUUCCUAGUGAUCAGUUGUCUGGAGACGCAAUGUAGUCAGAAUGGGUAGCAACCAACAAAUCAGUAACACUCCGUUAUAACAAAAAUAACAGAAGUAAUAAACUUCGCGAAAUAAUUGGUAAUAAUGGCGCAGAAAAAUUACUAGUAUCCUACUGGGAGCAGAAUGUUAUUGUUAUUCAUAUCACAUAGAAAGCAACUUCUAUAGU